Phytophthora nicotianae INRA-310 is the source of this 4649-nucleotide messenger RNA. RefSeq lists its product as hypothetical. Gene Ontology annotation, biological process: chromatin remodeling. Bases 92 to 4294 code for a protein of 1400 amino acids. Gene Ontology annotation, molecular function: histone methyltransferase activity; protein binding. The record is from RefSeq and is a predicted model, not a curated record. The transcript has 5 exons. Lineage: Eukaryota; Oomycota; Peronosporomycetes; Peronosporales; Peronosporaceae.
CGUACCUCAAAUAAGCUCCCUAAUCUUUUUCGUGUUCACUUGUCACCUUUGUGAAACGAACGAAAGGCUCACGGAAGCGAGAGGCAAGUUUAUGCCGAGUCCACCCAGCUCUGUGAUUGUCGUCGACGACUCGAGCGAUGAGGAGCCAGCGCCCGCCAGUGGCCGCCAGAGCACCCCAUUGCUUGUGAGCUCGUCGGACGAGUCCGAAGCCCCUCGUCCCAAGAAGCUGCGUGUGGAGUCUCCCAAGGUCUCAGUCAGUGACUCCAAGGUAUUGAACUCCGCUCAUAACAGUGAAUCAGAUGAGGAGGUUCCUUCUGAGAGUAAGGAGGACGAGGGUGCUACCAGUGAACAGUCAACGUCUCAAAACGAGAAGAAGAAAACCAGCUCUGCUCUUCUAUCCAGCGCUACGGCGGACUCGGACGAUGACACAGCUGGGGAGACGACGCAGUUGAGGUUCGCUGACAGUGAUGGACGCAUGUAUGCGGACGCCAUGUCAUUCAGUGAGCUGCAGGCACAGCAGCGGGAGUUCGAGAGGCUGCAGGCGAUGGCGCAUCGCAAGUCGGCGCCUCGCAACACUGCGCGUCGACCGACUACAGGCACCAAGCGCAAGGCAAGUGAAGCAGCUUCGACGAGGAAUAGCUCGCCUAUUUCCAGGACUAAAAGUUCAGUUUUGAAGAAAACUGCGUCACCUUCGCCAUUUGAUUUCGACUUUCCUGAGUCAAGUGAUGAGUCGUCGGAGUCUUCGUCGUCUACGGACGAUAACCGUGCAGCUUUAUUGAGUCCCCGAAGUAAGCUAAUGUCUCUAAAGGAUGUGGUGGCUCAAGAGCGGGAACUUGCGCGCCUGCGUGAUGAAAACGCUAAAAUGAAGGAUCGUGCUGCGCCCCCCAAAAAGAAAAAGAAAGUGGCAUCAAAAUCAGCACCGAAGCAAACGACAAAGUCAUCAUCGGCUCAGAAAAUAUCGUUCUUUUUCUCUGCAGCCCAGAGCAAUAACAACGUUAUCGACGGAACUGGUUGGUCUGAAUCGGAGCCGAGUGAUGAUGGCAAGUUCGAAGAGAACAAAUCCAAAGGCUCAUACGAGCCCGAGCCGUUGUUGGAAGAAUCGUAUUCGGAGUCAAACAAGGGAGUUAGCGACGAAGAGUAUGUGCCCAGCAAGCCCAAAACGCCGUCUGCGCAACCUGCUUCAGCGCGUACUAAUGACCAAAAAAGCAAAAGCGGCAAGACAAACAAAAACAGGUCCAGUGAAUCGAAGAAGUCAUCCAAGUCUAAAGCCAAGAAAGGGGACAACAACUCUCGAUCUUCGUCUGCUACGUCGGGAGUGCAGUCUUCUCUGCCUGCACAGUCUGGUGUUGUUUCCGACAAGUUGGCGCGUCCAAGAAAUGCUCGGGAUACAGUGAUGCACAGCACAGUGUGGCGGAACGUGUGUUUCGAUACGGCACCGUCGAAUUUGUUGCCACUGCCUGUGGAUGUUGCGCUUCCUUUUUUCUCGGAGUUUGACCGGCCGCUGCUCAGCUAUGAUGUGGAUGGUGACUUGAGGAGCAAAUGCAAGCUAUUGCCACAAUUCGGAAAAUCGACACAUUUUAUCUCAUCCGCAUUAGUAUCCGAUGAGCCCGACCAGACCAUCACACAAGAGGACAUGGAUAUUCGCGUGACAAACAUCAUCCAGCGUGAACUACCUAGACUUCGAGCAUGUCAUCAAGGAAAAACCUCGGCAGUAAUUGCCGAAUCGCGAUCAAAAGUUAGAGCGUAUCUGGCUGCGCACGAGGCGGUUCAGAAUCAGAGGCAGGAUUCCCAGCUUGAAGGCAAGCGUCUGGGCGAUGUGGACACCCUGGAUAAGUCUCUAUUGAACCAGAUGAAGCAGGAAAAGCUCACACAGGCGUUGUCGUUGGGGUACACCAACAUUUGGGGUGAAACGAUUGAUGUCGAAGAGAAGCUCUAUCCUCACGACGUUAACCAGCUGCCUAAUAUUCGGCCACUGAGCAAAUGCACGGCCUAUAUUGGCGUGAAGGCUAAUGUCCGCGUGGAAGACGACCCGAUUUUGCGCUACAAGCCUUAUUUCGGAGAAGAUGACGACGGUGCGGAUAUCGACGAAGCUUGGUAUGAUGCGGUUGCGCCCAAGAACUCCAGUCUUUCGAGUGGAUUGGAUGGCGAGGUGAAUGAGUUUAUGUUGCGUCUUGUUGUUCGUGAGUGCGGCCCCACGGAAAAGGUGUUUAGUGCACUGAAAAAGGUGCCAGGCUUUGCCCAAGCUUACUCGGACUACGCUGAAAUCAAGAAGCUGGACGAUUCUACUCGACUCGCCGCACGCCGUAUCAAGGAGGCGAAGGAUCUGAUCUCGAGUAAACCACCAGAGUUCCCGCUAACCAAGGUUGCAACAUUGGAGCCAGCACUUGGGGAUGCUGAUGAUUCUCAGAAGACCUUGGAGGAGCGGUUAGCACCUCCAGCGACAUAUUUCGACUCCAACCUCGCAAGGAAUCACGCCAACCGUGGCUACGGAUUGGGUUUGCGUUCAACUGAUGAAUAUUCGGAGCUGCUGGUUACGUAUCGUGACAUGUUCUGCCGGAUGUGUUACGAUUAUCAUUGUCUGGAGCACGGCAUUGAACACCCUCUCCCCUCUCAUCGAGUUGAUCCCGCUAACCCGCCACUCCAUCUGUCAGCUGUAGCACUUGCAGCUACUAGGAAGAAAGAGCAGGAGGAGAUCGCAGAACAAUUAAGCUGCAGCCCAGAAAGCUGCGCCUCCACUGUGAGCCCUCCGCCGAGCGUGGAUAGUGGCAAUUGCUCAGCUGAAGACAAUUUCAAAGCUGAUGAUAAGAACGAAGAGGAUGUGCCUACCGAUGAAGAUGUUACUAUGGAGAACGGGUCGAGUGAGGCUUGUUACGAGACUGCCACGGACGAAGAAGUGGUAGUUGCUGGGGAAUCGAAUGAAACGCGUCGAUCUACUCGCACUGCGACGAGGAACAACACUCUGGCUAGCCGAAGCUUAACUAAACAAGCUGCACAGCCAUCGAAGAGGAAGCAGUCUCGUCCUCAGCGCGUGCAGAUAUAUCCGCAGGUGGCGGAUGAGUCAGAGUACCUGGACGAUUCUCACUAUGCUGAGGUGACUGCCAUUGUCAAGAAGUCGCUCAAGGAUGAUGAGAACUGCUCGAGUGAGUGCUGGAAAGCUGAAAACUCUGGAGAAACUGGUCUUUCUUCGGAUGAGGCGAAGACCACCACAAAAGCACUGAGUGAGACCGAGUUGGUCUUACUUCGCAAGCUUCAUACCAUCAUCGGUGACAACCCGUGUAUCAUUUCGUCGAUGGUCAAGUCGACAACGUGCAAGGAGGUUGGGGCGUUCUUGGAAUCUGAGCGACAGAGCAAGCCUACGCGCACCAGUUCAAUGGAUGACAUGCCUCUCUCGCCUGAAGGUCGUUCUCUUCACAAUGGUCGAAAGCGUGGAAGGGCUCGGAACUCACGUAGCAGCAAUAACCGUAUUCUGCUCAACCGAACCAGAAACAACCGCUUGAAGGACAAGGGAGCGAACCACGAGUACGAACCGUGCAACCACGAAGGAGCAUGCGAUUCGACAGACUGCUCAUGCAUGACUCGAGACCACACGUGCGACAAGGCGUGCUCGUGCUCACGUGACUGCCCCAACAGGUUCCCUGGUUGCAGGUGCAGCCUCGGCAAUUGCCGAACCAAGGCGUGUCCGUGUUUCGUUGCUGCGCGCGAGUGCAAUCCGGAUUUGUGCAUCACUUGUGGUGCUAGCGAAGUUCCUGCGCUGAUCUUCGAUGAGGAACGCAGAAACAUGUCCGCACUGGACUUAGGUAUCUGUUGUAACGUGAAUAUCUUGCGUGGUCAGCACAAGAAAAUUGGCGUGGCCUAUUCUACCACACACGGUUGGGGUGCGUUUGCCUUGGAACCGAUCAAGCGUGGCGAGUUCAUCUACGAAUACCACGGCGCGCUUCUAUCCCAGGAUGAAGCUGAACGACGUGGAAGCAUCUAUGACAAGAUGACAAUCAGCUUUUUGUUCGAUGUCGACGACGACUCGGUCGUUGACGCAAUUCGCAAGGGCAAUAAAAGCAAGUUCGCAAACCACUCGGCAGUGAACAAGAAGUGCAAGGGAAAAGUUCUGACUGUGGGUGGCGAACAUCGAAUUUCCAUUUGGGCACAGCAAGAUAUUUCCAAGGGUGAAGAACUGUUUUUCGACUACGGCUACCAUGGCGAAACAGCACCAGAUUGGAGCCAGCUUCGUAUCAAGGGGUCUGCGCUUCACGGAUCCAAGAAAAAGACAGAAGUGAAGGACAAGAAGAAAGAGAAUUAAGGUAAAGUGUCGAAUGUGUAAUUCGCUGAGAAUUGUCUAUAAGUGGGAGAUCUAGGAACGUUCCAUUGUUGACGUUUUUUUUUAAGUUUCGGAUUUGUAGGCAAAAAAGUGUUUGAAUUGCAGAGAAAGUGGACACCUUUCUACACAUUGUGUGCGUAUCCUGACGGUGACCAACGAUGCGGGCGUUUGCAAGAUUUAGCGAGUAAGGAAAAUAGUGUUUAUGGUUGCAUGGCGGUCGGAAAGGGAGCAGUGUCCUUGCGCGUAGUGCAUUUUUCUACUUUUACUGUGCAUGGCGACUUGAUCUACAAUUUGAGGUGUUCAUUGCAUAUACAUAUAUUUUUGGUAUCAUCAGUUA